AUGGAAGACGAGGACGAGAGGAUGAUGAUUUCAUCGGACGAAGCGCAAGAACGCCGGAGAAAAUAUAUCGCCGAUAUCCUCCCUUCGUCCUUAUACCUCCCCUUAUCGGACACGGGUGUGGUGAACUGCGUGUCCGGGGCAACGUCCGGAGCGAUUGCUGCCGUAAUUGUCUGUCCUUUGGACGUUUUGAAAACGAGAUUGCAAGUGUCGACCUUGAGCGACUCGACGUAUAUGAGCACGAUGGAGAGUUUGAAGAAAAUCGCACGAAGCGAAGGGGUGAGAGGUUUGUAUCGAGGACUAGGACCGACGGUGGCGGCGUUGUUACCGAACUGGGGGGUGUAUUUUACCACGUACGGGUAUUUGAAGCACGUGUUUCGAGAGCGGAGGAAGAGGAACGCGGAUUUAAGAAAUAGGCAACAUAGGCGGGAGAGCGGGAGCGAAGCGACGAGUAGUAGCGAGAAUAGCGAUAGAGAGAGCAGCGCAAGCGGUAGUCACCACCACCACCACCAGCAGCAGCACGGGAACGACACGCUCGCGCACAUAGUCUCUGCUGGAGGCGCGGGCGCGGCCACCAUCCUCGCCACCAACCCGCUCUGGGUCGCCAAAACUAGACUCCAAGUGCAAUACUCCGAAACGCUCUCCUCCUCUUUAGUCGGCCACGCGAGAGCGCCGUACAAAGGUACCCUCGACGCGUUACGAAGAAUCGCGAGAUGCGAAGGGAUCCCAGGCCUUUACUCCGGCCUCGCCCCAUCCCUCAUGGGCAUCUCCCACGUCGCCAUCCAGUUCCCAAUCUACGAGCGUUUAAAACACGAGUUGGCGCAAUUCCGCACCCUCCGCUCCGCGGACGAGCUCACCGCGGCGGAUUUAGCGCUCUCCUCUGGCGUCGCCAAAAUCAUCGCCAGCACGCUCACGUACCCGCACGAAGUCCUCCGAUCGCACAUGCACGUCAAAGGCUACGGCCCUUUCUCCGGUGCUCUCACCUUAGCCGCGGACAUUUACCGAGAAGGCGGCGCCAAGGCGUUUUACCGAGGCGUCGGGACGAACUUGCUGAGAACCACCCCGGCGGCUGCCAUCACCUUCACCAGCUUCGAGUUGAUCAGUCGAGAGUUGAACGCAGUCGCGAAGAUCAUGGGUGAUUCUUCUUCUUCUCGCGAUGAUGAUGAUCGAUGA
Molecule: messenger RNA, 1170 nt
Organism: Bathycoccus prasinos
Lineage: Eukaryota; Viridiplantae; Chlorophyta; Mamiellophyceae; Mamiellales; Bathycoccaceae
Exons: 1
Coding region: 1-1170 (389 amino acids)
Biological process (GO): NAD transmembrane transport
Molecular function (GO): NAD transmembrane transporter activity
Source: RefSeq, a predicted model, not a curated record